This is a messenger RNA of Aspergillus mulundensis, 1341 nucleotides long. Its product is annotated as NAD(P)/FAD-dependent oxidoreductase. Lineage: Eukaryota; Fungi; Ascomycota; Eurotiomycetes; Eurotiales; Aspergillaceae. The record is from RefSeq and is a predicted model, not a curated record. Gene Ontology annotation, molecular function: flavin adenine dinucleotide binding; saccharopine oxidase activity; sarcosine oxidase activity. The coding region runs from base 1 to 1341 and encodes 446 amino acids. The transcript has 2 exons.
AUGCCCAACAACGAAACAACCCUCAUAAUCGGCGCCGGCAUCUUCGGCGUCAGCACAGCCUACCACCUCGCCAAACGCACCCCCAACCCGUCAAACAUAACCCUCCUCGAUCGCGCGCCUCCAUCAACCCUUCCAACAGCCACCGGCGCCUCAUCCGACAUCAACAAGAUCAUUCGCGCGGACUACUCCAGCGCGCUGUACAUGGAUCUGGGCUUCGAAGCAAUACAGGCGUGGAAGACUCUCCCCUUUUUCGCGUACGACGAUAAUCCAGAUGUAGAUGCGGAUGCUGGAGAUACAGAUACGGUGUACCACCAAUCCGGCUGGAUCGCGAUGGACGAGGUAGGCAGCGACGUGCCGCUUCGGAUUCGAGAGAAUUUCAAACGGGGAAAGUAUGGGGGUGUGAGCCCUAUUGUCGAUAUGAGCGAGGACGAGGUGAAGAGUGCGUGGGGCGGGAUUUUGGGGAGGACGGAUUAUAGACGGUUUGGCUCGUACUAUUUUAAUCGGUCGGCUGGGUGGGCUGAUGCUGGGGCGGCGCUGGGGGUUAUGCUGCGUGAGGCGAUUGGGAUGGGGGUUCGGUAUGAGGUUGGUGAGGUGGGGAGGGUUGUGCUGGAUGAGGGUGGUACGGGGGUUGAAAUUGAGGGCGGGAAUGUGCUCCGCGCUGAUAAGGUUUUGCUUGCGACGGGGGCGUGGACGAGUGAGGUUAUGGCUGGGGUUGAGGAUCAGUUGGGUAUUAGCGAGGUUGAUUGUGUUGAGAGGCAGGUCUCUGCUGCGGGAGUCUGCGUGGCGCAUUUCCAGCUGAGUGAGGAGGAGAGGGGGUUGUAUGGGAAGAUGCCGGUGCUUGUGUAUGGUGGACAAGGCGAGGUGAUUCCACCAACAUCAUCCGGAAUCCUGAAAUUCACCAGCACAACCUCGUUCAAAAACACAAUACGGACCGCUACCGGCCGCGAGAUCUCCGUGCCGGUAGAAGACCAGCUCAACGCCCCGAAAGGCCUGCAGGAGGACUCCAUCGCCGCUGUGCGAGCCCGCCUCCCUCAGCUCUUAGACGGUGGCCGAGAACCGGACUACUACCGGCUCUGCUGGGACUCGAUCUCUGCUAGCCAGCACCCGCUGAUAUCGCGACACCCCGACCCGCGACUUGCGAAUCUGUACUUCGCUGUUGGGGGAUCGUUCCACUUCUAUAAGUUCCUGCCGACGAUUGGGAGGUAUGUUGUCAAUGUCCUUGACGGCGUUGGGAAUGGGGAAGAGAAGGAUCAGGCGUGGAGUUGGAAGAGUGCAGGCGAGGCUGAGAGAGGCGUUCACGAGAGUCUGAUUCCGAAGAGAGAGUAUAGAGACUUCCUGUAG